Messenger RNA from Maniola jurtina (meadow brown), 1215 nucleotides. RefSeq lists its product as uncharacterized. The record is from RefSeq and is a predicted model, not a curated record. Gene Ontology annotation, cellular component: membrane. Lineage: Eukaryota; Metazoa; Arthropoda; Insecta; Lepidoptera; Nymphalidae. The transcript has 4 exons. Gene Ontology annotation, biological process: sensory perception of taste. The coding region runs from base 1 to 1215 and encodes 404 amino acids.
AUGAACAUCGUAGAAGGUUCACAAGUUCCCCGGGAAAUUCCACCGCCCAAAAGGAAUAACCUUGUACAAUACAAAGGAGGAGGUUACAAUAAUAUAAUACAAAGAAUAAAAUACUUGAUUGCCUUCCAAUCAGUUUUGGGAAUAAACCGGAUGUAUUUGAUCGACUGUCACAGCUGUGCUAAACGUUUUUGUCUCACUUACGAUAUAUUGGUAGUUAUUUCCAAUGUUAUUGUGAUUUUCAUCGGCGGGUUCUUCAGUGCAACUCAAGCUUUGUUUAGAAACACCGUUGCCAUAGAGUAUUUGCUAUUGGCUAUAUGCGCAUUAAUUCUGCAGCGAAAACCGCUGACCAAGUUUUUCUCAUAUCUUCAAUCUUUCGACGAGACGUUGAAUAUCAGUGAUGAUAUCAAACUAACAUCACCAAUACGUCUUUAUGUUUAUGGAAUCAUUGAAAUCCUGUUAUACAACUUUUUUGAACAAAUGCUCUUUCUUAGUUAUGGUAUCGAAACAUAUGAACUACAGUACUCUAUGUACGCAGCAUAUUCGGGUAUAGUGAUCCAUGAUGCUGAAAUAAUAUUUUUCAGUGUAUUACUCAUAAUGGUUUCAAGGAGGCUUCGUGUUUUAAAAGCUCAUGUUGCUAAAAUAUUUUCUUUGCAAAUCGAUAAAGAUAGUAGUGAAGAAAUAAAUAAGCUGGAAGAAUUAUCAAAAAAAGUGAACCUUGACGUGAGCUCUCUGCACAAAGCCUAUGAUUCAUUGUACAAAUGUUCGUUGCAGCUUAACUCUGUUAUAACAUUUCCGAUAAUAAUAAUGCUUGUAACGGCGGGAUUUUCAACGAUAUUGAUCUUGAAAAACUUAAUUUCUGUGCUACAAACUCAACAGUACCAAAAUACAACAAAAGUAAUUACUAUGAUUGGUAUUGCACGUAGUUUGAAGUACAUAGCGCUAUUGAUGAUUCCUUGUUACUUCUCUAAUGUAACCAAGAUUCAAGUUGACGUUAUACUCACACUACUUCAUGAUGUUUUAAACAAUAAUAAUAAUCAACUAGAUAAGGUAGAGCGCCGUAAACUGAAGGCUUUUAGCCAGCUGUGUCGAGACAACGCGUUCGAAUACCAACUGUGGGGGAUCGCGCGACUUGACAUGUCACUUCCGCUCAGCUACACCAGCCUUUGCACCACCUAUCUCAUCAUCUUUGUUCAAUUCUCCAAAUUCAUAAGCUAA